Cuscuta campestris is the source of this 2143-nucleotide messenger RNA. The record is from the annotation of a GenBank genome assembly. Lineage: Eukaryota; Viridiplantae; Streptophyta; Magnoliopsida; Solanales; Convolvulaceae.
AUGGGAAUUUUUUUGUUUCAAAAUAAGGAGACAUGCCAAUCCAGCCCUCCAAACCAGGUAGAUUGAGUUGGCAUAGGUUAGGGUUUUUUUUUUUGUUCUGCAAAAUUGUGGAGGCGGGACAAUUUAAAAGGCCAACCGGAAAGUUCAUUUUGCGGUUGCCAAAAGCAAAACCGCCUCUGUCAUUCCUGCAUUUGCUGAAUUGAGAAAGUAAAAGAGAGGUCGGAGGAAGACGAUGGCGGAGAGCCGUAAGAGAGGAAGAGAAGCUCCGGCGAUAGGAAUCGAUCUCGGAACCACUUACUCUUGCGUUGCAGUUUGGCAGCCGCAGAACAACCGCGUCGAGGUCAUCGCCAACGAUUUAGGCAACCGUACGACGCCGUCUUUGGUUGCAUUCGACGACGUUCAACGCCUCAUCGGCGAAUCUGCCCAGAACCAGGCCCUACUCAAUCCCUCCAAUACCAUCUUCGAACGACGUGAAGCUCUGGCCAUUCAAAGUCACAGCUUGCCCAGAUGGAAGAAGCCUAUGAUAGUGGUGACUUGCAAUGGUGAAGAGAAGCAAUUUGCUUCCGAGGAGAUAUCUUCAAUGAUCCUCCAAAAGAUGAAGAUUAUUGCAGAGGCAUAUCUAGGCAAACAAGUAAAGAAUGCUGUUAUUACUGUUCCUGCCUACUUCAAUGAUGCACAACGUCAAGCUACAAAAGAUGCCGGUAUCAUUGCUGGGCUUAAUGUCUUGCGUAUCAUCAAUGAGCCCACAGCUGCUGCAAUCGCCUAUGGUUUGGACAAGAAAGGAUCUGCAAGUGGUGAUCCUGUUGUAAAGAACAUACUGGUCUUUGAUCUUGGCGGUGGGACUUUUGAUGUCUCUAUUGUCAGAUUGGAGAAGGAUGUUUUUGAAGUCAAAGCAGUUAAUGGAGACACACACCUUGGCGGAGGGGAUUUCAAUAAUAGAAUGGUGAGCCACUUUGUAGCUGAGUUUGAGAGGAAACACAAGAAAGACUUGAGUGGAAACCCUAGGGCUUUAGGGCGGUUGAGAGCGGCUUGUGAGAGGGCCAAGAGAAACCUCACUUCAGCUAUUGAAACGUCCAUUAACAUCGAGUGUCUCUUUGAGGGCAUUGAUUUCUCUUCGAGCAUCAGCCGUGCGCGGUUUGAGAAAAUGAAUUUGGAUCUGUUCAAAGAAUGCAUGGAACUAGUUGAAAAGUGUAUAAAGGAUGCCAAAAUGGAGAAGGGGGACAUUCAUGAUGUUGUUAUGGUUGGUGGGUCCACCCGGAUCCCUAAGAUUGAGGAACUGUUGCAAGAACUCUUCAAUGGAAAGAAGCUGUGCAAGAGUAUAAACCCAGACGAGGCUGUUGCCUGUGGAGCAGCUUUUCAUGCUGCAUCCCUCACUGGUGCUUGUUUAGGUAUGAAUAAGGAUGUUGUGCUUGUCGAUAUUGCUCCAUUAUCUCUUGGGAUUUGGGUGCAUGGCGGUGAUAUGUCUGUUGUGAUUCCGAGGAAUACUACCAUCCCUACAAAGAUGACAAAGCACAAUUACUCAACUGUUCAUGACAACCAAACAGGUGUUCGGAUUCGGGUGUUUGAGGGGGAAAUGCCACUAGCACAUGACAACAAUUUCCUGGGCGAAUUUUCCCUCCACAACGUUCCUCCAGCACCCAAAGGUGUUGCUAAGUUUGACGUUGAUUUUGAAAUCGAUGCCAAUGGCAUCUUGACCGUGUCUGCAGUACUAGUUGGCAGCAACAACAGAGACCAGAUCAGUAUAACCAAUCACAGUGCUAGGUUGUCAAAGGCGGAGAUUAAUCGGAUGGUGAAGGAGGCCGAGGAUUACAAGGCUCAAGAAGAGAAGCGCAAGAAGGCAGCCGUGGCUAAACAUGCUCUAGAGAGUUACAUUUACCACAUGAGGGACAUUUGUAGGGGAAAUAGGGUAGGGAUGAAAGACAGGAUAGCUUUGAGAGAUGCAAUUGAGAAGACGGUCCAAUGGUUGGACUGGAAUAACGUUCUCGAUGAUUCUACCAAGUUUGAGGAGAAGAAGAAGGAGCUCGAGGUCUUAUGUAAGUCUGUCAAAACCUGUGUCAAGCCUGAGAUUAUUGAGAUAUUGGACUGACAGUGGCAGAUGCUAUAUAUAGAGGUCAGGGUUUUUGAAUACAUUAUUGGAGGCGGG